CCCUAUUCAGUCCUACUUUUUGUCGACUAGAGACGGGGCACCAUCCCCACUGAGUCAGCACAAGAAGGUGACAUUCUUUGUGAAGCGGUACCUCUAAUCUUCUCACGUCUGUCUUCCCUGUGACGACAUGGCGAGUGAGAACGGAGAGUCUGGGGGGGGAUCUUGGAAAAAAAAUGUCGAUGAUAUCAAGAAGGUAUUCGAGUUCAAAGAAGUCCUUGGAACUGGUGCGUUCUCAGAAGUGGUAAUGGCCAGGGAGAAGACCACAGGGAAGAUGGUUGCAGUGAAGUGUAUCCCGAAGAAAGCACUGAAGGGGAAGGAGACCAGCAUCGAGAACGAAAUCGCCGUGCUACGGAAGAUAAAACAUGAGAACAUUGUGGCUUUGGAGGACAUCUAUGAGAGCCCCAACCACCUAUACCUCAUCAUGCAGUUGGUGUCUGGGGGUGAGUUGUUUGACCGCAUCGUAGAGAAGGGCUUCUACACAGAGAUGGACGCCAGCAGACUCAUUACACAGGUGCUGAAUGCUGUCAACUACCUCCACGACAUGGGCAUCGUACACAGAGACCUCAAGCCAGAGAACCUUCUCUACUACAACCCCCAUGAUGAGGCUAAGAUCAUGAUCAGUGACUUUGGUCUGUCUAAGAUGGAGGGGACAGGAGACGUGAUGGCUACAGCCUGUGGGACGCCAGGAUAUGUGGCCCCAGAGGUUCUGGCUCAGAAGCCCUACAGCAAAGCAGUGGACUGCUGGUCUAUCGGAGUCAUCGCUUACAUUCUGUUGUGUGGCUACCCUCCGUUCUAUGAUGAAAAUGACUCCAAGCUCUUUGAGCAGAUACUCAAGGCCGACUAUGAGUUUGAUGCACCGUAUUGGGAUGAUAUAUCUGACUCAGCCAAACAGUUCAUCAGCUCUCUGAUGGAGAAGGAUCCAGAGAAGAGAUUCACCUGUGACCAGGCUCUAGCCCACCCCUGGAUUGCUGGGGACACGGCUCUCUGCAAGAACAUCCAUGAAUCAGUCAGUCGGCAGAUGAGGAAAAAUUUUGCCAAAAGCAAAUGGAGGCAAGCGUUUAACGCCACAGCAGUGAUCCGUCAUAUGAGGCGUCUCCAGUUGGGCAGUAGUCUGGGCAGCAGCUUUGGAAGCAGUAUGAGUAUGGACCAACCAGGACAGAAUUCUAUGCCAGCCAAGAGCAUGUCUGUAGACUGUGCCUCUCUCUCACGCAAAGACGGUCCUCUACAACCUCUGUCCACUCUGCCUCCUCUGCCAUCCUCACCUGCAGCCUGCAGCGCCCCCGUUAGCAUUGGAGUGGAACCACAUGUAGAACCACAGGCGGUGGCUCUAGAGGCAGUGGUGGAGGCGCCUCGGCCACGCCCCUCCACGGUCACCACCAUCCACACGGGGACUAAAUGACAUCAGGUUCCACGGGAGGUCAGCUGGGAGACCACAGAGCUUUGAGUCGGGAUUCCAUGAUUACAAUUCCGCCCCUCAGAAUUCCACAAUUCGUCUCUCUUAGUCUGCCCACCACGCCCAUUCUCAGCUGCUGGGAUUGAGAACUUGAGGAGCUGUUCAAGGCUCCAUUUAC
This is a messenger RNA of Salvelinus namaycush (lake trout), 1571 nucleotides long. RefSeq names its product calcium/calmodulin-dependent protein kinase type 1D-like. The record is from RefSeq and is a predicted model, not a curated record. The transcript has 11 exons. Gene Ontology annotation, biological process: peptidyl-serine phosphorylation. Lineage: Eukaryota; Metazoa; Chordata; Actinopteri; Salmoniformes; Salmonidae. Gene Ontology annotation, molecular function: ATP binding; calcium/calmodulin-dependent protein kinase activity; calmodulin binding. The coding region runs from base 128 to 1399 and encodes 423 amino acids. Gene Ontology annotation, cellular component: cytoplasm; intracellular anatomical structure.